Molecule: messenger RNA, 1282 nt
Organism: Setaria italica (foxtail millet)
Lineage: Eukaryota; Viridiplantae; Streptophyta; Magnoliopsida; Poales; Poaceae
Product: uric acid degradation bifunctional protein TTL
Exons: 6
Coding region: 139-1137 (332 amino acids)
Biological process (GO): purine nucleobase metabolic process
Molecular function (GO): hydroxyisourate hydrolase activity; carboxy-lyase activity
Source: RefSeq, a predicted model, not a curated record
AUUAGCUUCCCUUAAACGAACGGAAAGGAGAGCAAGCAAAGCCACCUCGCGGGAUCAGUCACGAGGCCCGACUGACCAGAACCACCUCCACCGCAUCCCCUCACGCCCCCGCGCGCUGUCGAAUUGGCCGCCGGCGAGAUGGCGACGCCGACGCCUCUCACCGUGGAGGACGUGCUGCGCGUCAACGGCAGCCGCCGCUUCGCCGCCGCGAUGGCGGCCGCCUCCCCCUUCACCUCCCUCGCCGACGCCCUCCUCGCCGCCCGCCGCAUCUGGCUCAACGAGGUCGAUGUCAACGGAUGGCUCGAGGCCUUCGCGGCGCACCCGGCAAUCGGAACCACCUCCCCCUCCGUCUCCAAGUGGAGCAAGGAAGAACAAUCGGCAGCUAUCUCCACAGCCACAGAUUCGACUUCCCAGGAGCUGGCAGAGUGGAAUGCCAAGUACAGGGAGAAAUUCGGCUUCGUGUUCAUGAUUUGCGCGUCUGGGAGGACUGCACCUGAAGUCUUGGCUGAGCUUAAGAGACGUUAUGUGAAUAGGCCAAUUGUUGAACUUGAGGCUGCAGCACAGGAAGAACUUAAGAUAACUGAACUGCGUCUUGCAAAGCUUUUCUCAUCAGAGCCGACUGUUCCCUCUACUACUACUAAAGCCCCCAACAUCCAAUCAGAUAAAGCAGCAGAUCGCAUACGGAUUAUUGGAGCACAUCUUGGAGCUCUCCCCCAGCCUUGUGCCAAUAAAGCUCCUGACAUUACAGGUAGCUCCAACCGAAGUCGGCCCCCCAUUACAACCCAUGUGCUGGAUGUUGCCCGUGGAUCCCCUGCUUCUGGAAUCGAAGUUCAUCUGGAGAUGUGGAAGGAUGUUUCAGCUCCUCCGUCGUUCAGCAACAAAGAUUUCAGUGGAUGGGCAACUCUUGGCACUUCAGUUACAAACAAUGAUGGCCGCAGCGGUCAGCUGAUGGACAUUGUUGACAAUGCCGCUCCUGGUUUCUACCGCAUAAGCUUCAACACUGGCAAGUAUGCGCCUGCAGGGUUCUUCCCUUAUGUCAGCAUCAUAUUUGAGAUCAAAGAGAACCAGACGGCAGAGCACUUCCAUGUUCCUCUCUUGCAUUCCCCUUUCUCCUUCACCACUUACCGUGGUAGCUAAGUUGUUAUGUACGUGUAAUUACCUCAGCUUGUUGGUGUGUUUAAGACAGCCGUGUAAACUUGACACUUCCAUUGCGAUGAAUAAUCUUGUUCCAUGUAGGCAGGCUUUAAACUUUAAAUACGAAUAUUGUUGCUGUUGCUGCCUA